CGAGACCCUGGAGCGGCUUAGAGCUGCGCCACCCGCUUACAGCCGAACCGCUUUACAAGUCAUGUUCAUCCAAACUGAUCGUUUCUGCAAUUAUCAGAGACAAGCGCGGAAAGUUACUGUGGUAGAGGCUGCCCUCAGCUCUGUUCGUUGUGUCAAGUGGCAGCUUUCAUGCUGCCAACGUAAUUGUCCUGCGAACUCUUACCGCCGAUCCAGUUUGCUAGGUGACUCGGCUGUAUCCAUUUGCCCUCCCGAGCCUCCUUAUUCGUACAGCCCUGAGAUGUGCUCCAGUCAGGCCCUUAUGUCACAGGCAAAAAGAGCCGAAGCUCCGAGCCCUGGGCGGAAACAUUUCCCAUUAUCUCUGACAGCCGGCAAGGAAGGCUGUAAGGUGCGGGGACGUUACGCUCCAGUGAUGGGCUUCAGGAUGCUGUUUCUGAUACGUCUUGAGGUCAUUGAGGAUCGUCGCUCUCCUGCUUCGUUUGGGGUAGCACGGGGAUGCUCAGGUGCUGGUCAGUGAGUUCGGGCGGAGUCACCUCGGUAUCGCAAAUCGGGCCAAGGUGGAAGCUUCGCAUUCAGUUGCAUCAUUUCGCCAUCGGCUGCUCUACGCACCUAGUCGAGCAAGCCACCUCACCGCUUCAUAUCAAGGAACUGGGCGUCACCCCUGCAGAUGUGUUGUUUUGUCCGUAGCAAAUACAGGAUAACAUGCGGGAUGCAUGUUGCUAUGUCCGCGGAUCUCGAGGCGCCUCCAGCCUUAUUUUAC
Messenger RNA from Parathielavia appendiculata, 757 nucleotides. RefSeq lists its product as uncharacterized. The record is from RefSeq and is a predicted model, not a curated record. The coding region runs from base 62 to 514 and encodes 150 amino acids. The transcript has a single exon. NCBI's taxonomy places the organism in Eukaryota, Fungi, Ascomycota, Sordariomycetes, Sordariales, Chaetomiaceae.